This is a messenger RNA of Oncorhynchus tshawytscha (Chinook salmon), 1712 nucleotides long. RefSeq names its product P2Y purinoceptor 2-like. The coding region runs from base 239 to 1285 and encodes 348 amino acids. Gene Ontology annotation, biological process: G protein-coupled receptor signaling pathway. The record is from RefSeq and is a predicted model, not a curated record. NCBI's taxonomy places the organism in Eukaryota, Metazoa, Chordata, Actinopteri, Salmoniformes, Salmonidae. Gene Ontology annotation, cellular component: plasma membrane. Gene Ontology annotation, molecular function: A1 adenosine receptor binding; G protein-coupled UTP receptor activity. The transcript has 3 exons.
UGGAGAAACAUUGUGUAAAGCAUUCUGUGUAUCUCCGAGAGGAAGACGCAUUCAGAGAUUUACAGUAAAUAGGCCUAACCAGCAGAUAGAGACAGGUAACUCUGCUAGCUGUAGUGGGGCAUCAGUAAUCCAGGUAUAUUAGAGUCUAGUACAGGAGUUGGACAUAGUUGCUGUACAUAUCCGGAGUGUGUUCCUUCAAGACUGAACAGCGUUUCUCACUAUCUGUUUAUGAACAAAGAUGGCUACCUUCGCCAACCACUCAACAAAUGAGAGCAGCGGGCACAGCUGGCGCUGUCAAUUCAAGGAGGACUUCAAGUACAUCCUGCUUCCUGUCAGCUACACUCUGGUCUUCGUGAUUGGCCUAGCCCUGAAUGUCACGGCCAUGUACGUGAUCCUGUUCCGUACAAAACGCUGGAAGCCCUCCACGGUGUACAUGUUCAACCUGACAGUGUGCGACACCCUCUACAUCCUCACCCUACCCUUCCUAAUCUACUACUACGCCGACGAGAACGACUGGCCCUUCAGCGAACCGUUCUGCAAACUCAUCCGCUUCCUGUUCUACGCUAACCUCUACGGUUCCAUCCUGUUCCUGUGCUGCAUCAGCCUACACCGCUUCCUGGGUGUGUGCUACCCGAUGAGGUCACUGAGCUGGGUCAGCUCCCGGAGAGCCCGGCUGGUGUCUGCGGCGGUGUGGGCGUGUGUGUUGAUGUGCCAGGCUCCCGUGCUCUACUUCUCACGCACCAGGGACGAGGGGACAGAGAGGGUGUGUUUCGACACGUCCAGUCCAGAGUUAUUUCAUGACUUCCUGGUGUACAGCUCGGUGGUGUCUAUCCUGAUGUUUGCCUUCCCUUUCAUGGUGGUGAUGGUGUGCUAUGGACUGAUGGUGAGGAAGCUUCUGGAGCCCACCUGGGGGGCAGGAGGGAGCCAGUCGAGGGGAGUCGGGGGGCUCGCUGCUCAUCGCUCCAAACACAAGUCUGUGAAGAUGAUAAUCAUCGUGUUAGCAGUGUUCAUGCUGUGUUUCCUACCCUUCCACCUGACCAGAAGUCUGUACUACUCCCUCAGAUACCUGGAGCAAAUGGAUCCCUCCCAGGUGAGCUGUGAGCUGCUGAGGGUGUCCAGCAUGGCCUAUAAGGUAACACGCCCCCUGGCCAGCGCCAACAGCUGUGUGGAUCCCAUCCUCUACUUCAUGGCUGGACAGGGUUUCCGCAGCAACUUCACUAACAGAAGCAGGGCAUCACAAAUGAAACCAGGAAGCGUGACGGGGGCACUCUCAACGCAGCUCUGACCGACAGGAAGAUCAAUCUAUUAUCUGAAUAGCUAUGGAACACAUUGUGUAUUCCAUUGGAAUGGAGAGAACACAUUGUGUAUUCCAUUGGAAUGGAGAGAACACAUUGUGUAUUCCAUUGGAAUGGAGAGAACACAUUGUGUAUUCCAUUGGAAUGGAGAGAACACAUUGUGUAUUCCAUUGGAAUGGAGAGAACACAUUGUGUAUUCCAUUGGAAUGGAGAGAACACAUUGUGUAUUCCAUUGGAAUGGAGAGAACACAUUGUGUAUUCCAUUGGAAUGAAGAGAACACAGUUGGACAAAGACACUGGCUGGAUGAUUUGACCCUGCUGGUCAUUUAUGAACAUUUGAACAUCUUGGCCAUGUUCUGUUAUAAUCUCCACCCGGCACAGCCAGAAGAGGACUGGCCACCCCUCAUAGCCUGGUUC